Acanthoscelides obtectus is the source of this 1817-nucleotide messenger RNA. The record is from the annotation of a GenBank genome assembly. NCBI's taxonomy places the organism in Eukaryota, Metazoa, Arthropoda, Insecta, Coleoptera, Chrysomelidae.
CACUCUGUUUUUGCUGGAUUCGCGACUUGACCGCGGGUGGAGUUGUUUACACGGAAAUAGCUGCGUUUUUAUCGAAAUAUAUAAUAUUUUGCAAAUGAACAGAAAACAACUCAUAGCUUUAUUGUUAUUCCGUCGUCGAAUGAAAAGAAGAGGAAACAAUCGGCUCAUAUGGGUUCAUCCAAUUAAUAAAAUGAGGCAGAAAGUUGGGACCUUCUACACAUUGUUUGAACAGUUAAGGAACGAUGACACAAAAUUCUUCAAUUACUUCAGAAUGUCGAUUACAUCCUUUGACGAACUGCAUGAGCGAUUAAAAGAUAGCAUUCAGCGCAAAAAUACGAAAAUGAGGAAUUGCAUUCAGCCCAUAGAAAUGCUGGCAAUAACACUGAGAUAUCCAGCAAGUGGAUGUACUUUCACCGAUCUUCAUUAUUCCUUCAGAGUAGGGAUCUCAACAGCAAGAGUAAUAGUUAGAGAUGUUUGUCAAGCACUGUGGAAGGUUAUGCAUAGCGAGUGCAUACCUUCCCCCACCAAGGCAGUUUGGGAAUCAGUAGCAAAUGGCUUUGAACAAGCAGCAAAUUUUCCUCAUUGUAUAGGGGCAGUAGACGGGAAACAUAUCCGCAUCGUCAAUCCAGUACAUAGUGGAUCUAUGUAUUUUAAUUAUAAAGACUACCAUUCAAUUGUGCUAAUGGGUAUUGCAGAUAGCAAGUACCGUUUUGUUUUUAUGCACGUUGGUAGCUAUGGCAAAGAAUGUGACUCAUCCGUGUUUAAACAGACUCAGCUGUGGAAAUCAAUAGAAAGCAGUUCAAACAAUCUUCCUGAAGAGAAGUGUCUACCAGGCACAGAAGGUCCGAAAGUGCCAUAUUUUAUUGUUGGGGAUGCAGCAUUUGGGUUACAUAAACAUUUGCUACGGCCCUAUGGUGGGACACAUUUAACCGUGGAAAAGAGAAUCUUCAACUAUCGAUUAUGUCGAGCAAGAAGGUAUAUCGAAUGCGCUUUCGGCAUUCUCAGCAACAAAUGGAGAAUAUUUCAUCGACCCUUGAACGUCCAACCAGAACUUGCUAAUGAUAUUGUUAAAGCUUGCAUUAUUCUCCAUAACUAUGUUAGAGACAGAGACGGAUACAGGAUUGAGGAUACAACGACAAUCAUAGGGCUAGAAGAAGUUCAAGGAGAGACUACUACAAGAGGAGGUGUUCGAGCAAAUAAUAUAAGAAACAUUCUAUGUCAAUAUUUUGUUUCAAGUGUAGGAAGUGUUCCAUGGCAGAUGUCCAAAAUUUAAAAGGUCAUUCUGAUAGAUAACCAUCAGAUUCUGACAGUUUAUAAUUAUAAUAAUAGUAUAAAAAAACAACUAGAAAAUAGAAAACAAAAAUCACGACACAUUUUUAAUUUGUUAAACACAAUUUUGAACGUUACUAUCACUCAGUCUUAAAAGUGUAACAAAUUGUAAUAAACAGGUUAGCUUUAUUUUUGAGCAAAACAGAAGAACGAUUUGCGAUUUCGUUGUUCUUAUCCGCUACUGCCAAUACAAUUGGAAAAUGCUAUACUUCCUACAAGACAAAUAUGAAGAAUACUUCAUCAUAUGAAGUGUCAGUGGUCAGUUUUACUCGCUAUAAAUGCUAAAUUUCCCUAAAUUGAGUCUUUUUUAUGCGUAUUUGCAUUAGGCAAUUAAUCAAAAUAAAAUAUCAAUGUUCACAUAUUUGGUGUAAUAUACUUAGGCAUAAAUAAUAGGACUAGGAUACCUUGUUUUCUACUGUUUAUUGUUGAAAUUUAUCCAUUAAGCGUUAAAAAAUAAGAAAACAUAAAAGUCCUGCAUUAGAUUUUCA